Molecule: messenger RNA, 774 nt
Organism: Coffea eugenioides
Lineage: Eukaryota; Viridiplantae; Streptophyta; Magnoliopsida; Gentianales; Rubiaceae
Exons: 3
Coding region: 103-576 (157 amino acids)
Biological process (GO): mitotic sister chromatid cohesion
Cellular component (GO): Ctf18 RFC-like complex
Source: RefSeq, a predicted model, not a curated record
CCUCGUUACUACUCCUUCAACCUGCCAUUUUUUGACAGCCCAAAAAAAAAAUCCACCCCCACUGCUUGAAUUCAAUUCAUCCGUUGGGUAAUCGCACGGGGGAUGCAGAUAAAGGUGAAGUGCAGCUGCGGUCAAGGCAAUUGCCCGGAAUGGGCAAUUCUGGAACUCCAAGGCGUGGUUGAGGCCCAGCCCUCCUUUCAAGAUCGCCUCCGCAAUCUCCAUAUCGGCCUUCUCUGCCGACCCUCGUCUCAGGAAAGUUACACGUUUACAGUAGGGUACCACGAGUUGACGGGGACGAAGGUGCCCCUGAAGAAGCCUAUUUUGGUGUUGAAGAAAACUAGAGUCUCAGAUGAGGAUGUGGUUGAAGGAGAGGGAGAGGAAGAGAAGGAUAGUGGAGGGGAUAUUGCUUCUCCGUCAAAUUCAAGGGUACAAUUGGCUGUCAUUGGAAUUAUUCGCCACAAGAUAUUGUUCAAGACCAGACCAAAGGCGCUCAUCUCUGGACCUCAAACUGUUGCCAUGGGAAAAAUCAGUACGCCAAGUUCCCUUGCGCCAAAUUGUGGAUAUACCUUUGCCUGAAUUACCAUCGUAUCCUGCUUUGCGCUCUCGUGGAGAAGCGAGGGAAUUUGAUUUUCCUGUUGCCUUCUUGAGAAGCACUUGAAAAAAAAAAAGAGUAGUUAGUGGCAAAAGUUCAGUUUCAAUCCUCUAGUGCUUAUGUAACUUCCUUCUUGAUCAUCACAGAAACUGUUCAUUCUCUUGUCAUAAACUGGUUUCUGU